UUUGGUGCCUUGCCACCUGGCACAAAAAUUCCUUUGCAAACUGCAGUGGAAGGUGAACUUAGCCCUUCAGCCCUUCCUCCUGCCCCACCAGCACUCUGUGGAGCAGCAGCUCCUCCCCCACCUCCUCCCCCUCCUCCUCCCCCACCUCCCCCACUUCCAGGAAUGGCAAUGCCAUUUGGUGGACCAGUGCCACCACCACCUCCCCUGGGAUUUCUCAGUGGGCGAAGUUCUCCUCCAUUAAACCUGCCAUUUGGGUUGAAACCAAAGAAAGAAUUUAAACCUGAAAUCAGCAUGAGAAGAUUGAACUGGUUAAAGAUUGGACCAAAUGAAAUGUCUGAAAACUGUUUCUGGAUAAAAGUCAAUGAAAAUAAGUAUGAAAAUACGGACUUGCUUUGUAAACUUGAGAACACAUUUUGUUGCCAACAAAAAG
Molecule: messenger RNA, 430 nt
Organism: Alexandromys fortis (reed vole)
Lineage: Eukaryota; Metazoa; Chordata; Mammalia; Rodentia; Cricetidae
Product: protein diaphanous homolog 3-like
Exons: 2
Biological process (GO): actin filament polymerization
Cellular component (GO): actin filament
Source: RefSeq, a predicted model, not a curated record